GUGGUAGCAUGGCACAUGACCUGGAAGAAUGUCUUGUUUGCAACAAUAAAUGCAAACAUGACAACCAAUGCAUACAUUCCAAUCAAUGACCGCAAUUCUCCCUCGGCUGCCAAGAGCUCUUUUCUAGAUUCAACCCGGGGAUUCCCUUCAAUUGACAGCUGCCAUUCAUCCACCUAUCCCCUGGACGUUGAACUUGCAACUCGCAUUGAGAUACUUCUUCUUUUUCUUCUUCCCCUUCCCCUGGUGUGGUCACUCUGUACAGUCAUGUCCUCCCUCAGUCUCACCCACUGCGUCACCACCGACUUAUUCUCCGCUGCGUCAUCCGGUAACGCAGAUCUGGCCCAACACGGUCCACCAGGACAAUAAAACCAGCCCGGCGGUCAUCGCAUGACAUGGCGCACCCACAGGCGAACCUUUCAC
This is a messenger RNA of Aspergillus homomorphus CBS 101889, 420 nucleotides long. RefSeq lists its product as uncharacterized. The record is from RefSeq and is a predicted model, not a curated record. The transcript has a single exon. Bases 58 to 366 code for a protein of 102 amino acids. NCBI's taxonomy places the organism in Eukaryota, Fungi, Ascomycota, Eurotiomycetes, Eurotiales, Aspergillaceae.